This is a messenger RNA of Linnemannia hyalina, 1683 nucleotides long. NCBI's taxonomy places the organism in Eukaryota, Fungi, Mortierellomycota, Mortierellomycetes, Mortierellales, Mortierellaceae. The record is from the annotation of a GenBank genome assembly.
AUGGAAAAAACCACCGUAUCAUCUCACCCUCUCGAGGUGUUCGACAUGAUCGCCAUUCAUCUCGAUCCAAAAGAACUGGUUGCCUGUGUCCAAGUCAAUCACGAUUGGUCCCGCACUUUCGCCCGGCAUCUCUGGCGAGAAGUCCGCAUCCGUCCCCUUUACGAAUGUCCCAACAGCUUGCACACGCUGAAAAAGUACGGCCACUUUGUUCAGGCCAUUACGUGUGAGAACUAUGAGAUGGUCGAGUUGUUGGCUACCCAUAUUCAAGCUUGCACCAAUCUACUGGAGCUCAAGAUUCUGGAAGGCAGAUGCCCCUAUGACAAUGACCUCUCGACGUCAUCUCAGAACGCACCAGCUGCCCUGGACUUGGAACCAUUCAUUACUAUUCUUCAGCACGCUGUUCAUCUCCGGAGCCUCACGCUGGACGGCGCUCUUCUGGACGAGAAGAAUCCGAACCUUGGGCGAGUGUUCGAUUGUAUCCCAGAGAGCCUCAAGAUUCUGGAGCUAGGUGGAUGGGACCCUAUCAAUAAGGACCGAUCUUACCACUUGGAGGACGACAGUCAGCAGCUGGUGCAGACUGACGACAACGACACCGAAUCCGACGCCACAGGCCUGUUGACACCGCUUCCUCAUCUCGAGAAACUUGUCUUCAGAAAUUAUGCGAUCGACUAUAACAAGCAGACCCUACGCCGGCUCCUGAAGCGAUGCCCCAACGUCGAGACCAUCCGUCUCGAAGACAUGUCGACGGUUUAUCAUUUCCGGUUCUUUUCAUCCCUUCUUUUCCGCCACUGCCCCAAGGUUGUCCACUUGCACUUGUUGGAGUGGUACGGCUCCUUCGAUGGUGACUUGGCUGCACUCCUAGAUGCCAGUCAAGCAGGUUGGAGAACGCUAGGCUUUCCUCGGUCACGGAGCAACUCUGGUGUGUUCGGGCCCCUUUCCUCCGCCGCGCUGCUCAGGAAUGCCCCUACCUUGGAGAAUGUCCGUCUCGACAGUGCUUACGACGUCUCCAGUUCGACGGUCCAAAAACUCUUCAGUGCGGCACCCAACCUCAAGCGAUUCGAUGCCAUUGCCCGCGACCGAUCGCACACAUGCGAUUGCCAGCUGGACGCCCGAGAUAUUGUCGGUGGCUCAGAUUGGGUCUGCACCUCUCUCGAGUCCCUCAAAAUCCGAAUUGGCGGUAUCCCACGCCCGGACAUUCUCGCAAGAAGUAACUUGCGCCCGUUUGACGACGAUGACGAACUCCAUAAGGGAACCAUGGAAGACAGCCGCAGGAUCCAGCGCCGGGUGUACUCCCAGCUUGGCCGGCUUACUAAACUCAAGCAGCUAGUCUUGGGGCAUGACGACGUCGAAUGCAAUAACGAAUGUAUGGAUCGAGAGUCAUAUACUGAAGGCGAGUAUUACGACCGAGAUUAUUACGAGGUCGAUUAUUUCGACCGAGAUUAUUAUGAGGUCCAGAACGGACUCCAGCAUGAGUGUCUCGAGAUGACGGUGGAGAGUGGGGUGGAACUUUUGAAGGAUUUGAGUGUAUUGAAGGUACUCGAGCUCGAGGCGAGGGCACACGGGAAAGUAUCCAGCGAGUAUAAUGAAAGAGAAUAUGCGUGGAAAAAUGAAUUUGAGGCAAAACUUGAUACCCGCUACCAGGACCACUUUUGGACUCGGCUUGGUUACCUUCCUUACUACUAG